GUCAUGCCUGUUGGGAGGAGUAAUCGUCGUGAUGUCAAACAUCUUUCGAAGAAUCGUUUUUCAAAAUUGGAUGCCGACAUUGUCAGCUCAUACGUAGAUGACGAAGAAGGUAAUAUACCCUUUGGCCGGAAGUUUACGGUUCCUUGGAUAAUGAAGCAACUCCAUCAACAAAUCGAAGACAUCAAACCCUUGCUAGUGUCGGUCACACCACGAGGAGACGUUGACGAGGACUCCGCAGAAGCAUGCCGAGCUAUAUCACGUCGCGUUGUUCACAAAGUAACUGGAGAUCGUAUGACAAUUAUUGUCGACAAAGUUGUGGCUCCAUGGACUCGUCUGACUAAAGAAGAAACGUCUAUAAUACAGAUGGUCGUUGAUAGUCGGUAUAAUCACGACACCCGGUCGCUUGAUCUCAGCGAGUUUGCCUUAGAUUCAAAGUUCAAAGAACGUGAUUUGCACAUGAUGCUCAACAAGAACAAUGUAAUGCUAACAGUUGUUGAUAGAAUUGAUGAGAAGUUCGGCUCUAUAACAGCCCUAAGCCUGCAGGGCAAUCGACUGAGAUUCUUGGACUACGCUGCUGUCCUAACGAGCGUUACAAAAUUCCUGAAAGUGUUAGAUUUAUCGAAUAAUCAGGUAAUUUCAAUUGACAAAAUCAGCGAGUUGGAGAAACUGAAAGGCUUGCCUGUCGAAACAUUAUUCUUCGAAGGAAAUCCUCUUGUCGAGCAGCUCACCACAGCUUCAGGCUACCUCAGGUCCAUUGUUAGGCAUAUUUGGAGCACCGAGCUUUGUUUUUGUUUAUUGUGUUCUUUUGGAAGUCUUUUUGUAGUAGAGUUCAUGGUCCUUGCUUUUCAGCCAGGGUUUUAUGGGAACGAUGCCUUGCGGGUGUUGGUGGAACGGUUUCUUGUUGAAUACUUCAAGUUGUACGAUGGUGAGGACGGAGCCAUUACGAGGAAAAGCCUAGUGCAAGCCUAUGAUGCGGACAAUGUAGGUUAUACAAUACAUCUUUUUUUGUAUUCAUUCGGUACUCAUAGGUAUUGGGUCGAAUGCAAUGUUUAUACUUUAGGAGCUAUGGACAUUGCUGUAGCCCUUUCCAAGUUGCCCAUAACGAACCACUACACAGAAUCUUUCAUCGUGGACACCCAUUUGAUAUCUGAAGAACUGUUGGCGUUUUCUGUACAAGGGCUAUUCGAGGAUGGAAAAUUUGCUAAACCAGGAGAAGUGCCACAACUUAACUUCUUUACGCGAUCAUUCGUAGUAUCUCCUCGUGAGAAUGAAUCUAUAGCUGUUCUAUCCGACAUGCUGUUCGUCAGUGGAAUCACUCCAGCACGAAUGGCGCGAUACAAAUUAAUGCUAAACAAAGCAGCAUCGGCGGGACCGGCGCCACCUCUUCCUCCUGCCCCUGCCAAUCCAGUUGUGCAAGCAGCUCAGUCAAUUAGUGGUCUUCAAAUGUCUGGUGAACCCUCAGCGGAAAUCAAAAGGCAAAUGAUUGAACAGUUCUGUAAGGAUAGCGGUAUGGUGCCAGCCUUUUCGGAGAAGUGUUUGAUAGAGUACGACUGGAACUAUGAGGCUGCUGGACAAGCUUUUUUGAGUAUGAAGGACAAGAUACCUAAAGAAGCGUUUGGAAACGUUUGA
Molecule: messenger RNA, 1629 nt
Organism: Haemonchus placei
Lineage: Eukaryota; Metazoa; Nematoda; Chromadorea; Rhabditida; Trichostrongylidae
Source: the annotation of a GenBank genome assembly